AUGGGCACAGAGGGACUCCUGUCCCCUGAGGUGCUGUGGCUGCUGCUCUGGGUGCAGCUGUGCAGAGGAUUUGUCCGGCUGGUGGAAGGGAAGAGCCGCUGCUCAGGACGUGCGGAGAUCCGUGAUGGGGACCAGUGGAAAACCGUCUGUGAUUCCCACUUUGGUCCCAAAGCUGCUGACGUGGUCUGCAGGGAGCUGCAGUGCGGCGUGGCCCUGCCUGUCACUGGAGGAGGUCACUUUGGAGAAGGGGUCGGUCCCAUCUGGGAUGGAGCGCUGCAGUGUGUGGGGAAUGAAUCCCUCCUGGCCUCCUGCCCCAGAGGGUCCCCCAGGGACCAGCCCUGCACCCACGUGAACAGCGCUAUUGUCACCUGCACAUUGUUUGAAGGUGCUGCGGAGGUGAGGCUGGCGGAUGGCGGCAAACACUGUGCCGGGAGAGUGGAGGUGAAACACAGGGGCCAGUGGGGGACCGUGUGUGGUGACGACUGGAGCAUGGAUGAUGCUGCAGUGGUUUGUACGCAGCUGGACUGUGGGUCUGCUGUUGGAGCGCCUCAGUACGGACACUUUGGGCCAGGAUCCGGCCCCAUUUGGAUGGAUGAUGUUGGCUGUAAUGGCACUGAGUCUGCCCUGUCUGACUGCACACACGGAGGAUGGGGUGAACAUGACUGUGGUCACGGUGAGGAUGCUGGAGUGACGUGUUCAGGAUUUGUCCGGCUGGUGGAAGGGAAGAGCCGCUGCUCAGGACGUGUGGAGAUCCGUGAUGGGGACCAGUGGAAAACCGUCUGUGAUUCCCACUUUGGUCCCAAAGCUGCUGACGUGGUCUGCAGGGAGCUGCAGUGCGGCGUGGCCCUGCCUGUCACUGGAGGAGGUCACUUUGGAGAAGGGGUCGGUCCCAUCUGGGAUGGAGCGCUGCAGUGUGUGGGGAAUGAAUCCCUCCUGGCCUCCUGCCCCAGAGGGUCCCCCAGGGACCAGCCCUGCACCCACGUGAACAGCGCUAUUGUCACCUGCACAUGUAAGAAUUCCGGAUUUGUCCGGCUGGUGGAAGGGAGGAGCCACUGCUCAGGACGUGUGGAGAUCCGUGAUGGGGACCAGUGGAAAACCGUCUGUGAUUCCCACUUUGGUCCCAAAGCUGCUGACGUGGUCUGCAGGGAGCUGCAGUGUGGUGUGGCCCUGCCUGUCACUGGAGGAGGUCACUUUGGAGAAGGGGUCGGUCCCAUCUGGGAUGGAGCGCUGCAGUGUGUGGGGAAUGAAUCCCUCCUGGCCUCCUGCCCCAGAGGGUCCCCCAGGGACCAGCCCUGCACCCACGUGAACAGCGCUAUUGUCACCUGCACACAGUACACAGGGUUCAGGCUGGUGAACGGCAGCACGCCAUGUGCAGGGAGGGUGGAGGUCCAGGUGCUGGGGACCUGGGGGACCCUCUGUGCCUCCCACUGGGAUCUGUCGGAUGCCCACGUUCUCUGUCAUCAACUCAACUGUGGGUUUGCCGAGUCCAUUCCUGGAGGAGAGUAUUUUGGGAGAGAGACUGGCCCUGUCUGGAGAGACUCAUUCCACUGUGACGGGACUGAAGCCCACCUGGGUCAGUGCCCAGUGAUCACCCUGGGGGCCUCACCAUGCUCCCACGGGAGCAACGCUGCUGUUAUUUGCUCAGGGCACGAGGCCAACCUGACCCUCUGCAACACCUCCCUGCCUGAGAGUGCACUGGCGGCAGGGGUUGCGGAGGACGUGGGAGUCAUUUGCUGGGGGAGCCGGCGGGUCCGGCUGGUGAACGGGGCUGGGCGCUGCGCCGGGAGAGUGGAGAUCUACUACCAGGGCAGCUGGGGGACUGUCUGCGACGAUGGCUGGGACCUGUCUGAUGCUGCCGUCGUUUGCCACCAGCUGGGCUGCGGAGGGGCAGUGGAGGUGGCUGGCUCUGCUCAGUUUGGGGAAGGCUCCGGGCAGAUCUGGCUGGAUGGCGUGAACUGCUCCGGGGCCGAAGCUGCUCUCUGGGACUGCCCUGCCAGGCCCUGGGGGCAGCACGACUGCGGGCACAAAGAGGAUGCGGGAGUCGUCUGUUCAGAGCUCGUGGCCCUGAGGCUGGAGAACAGUGACGGCUGCUCUGGGCGCCUGCAGGUUUUCUACAACGGGACAUGGGGGAGCAUUUGCUCCAACUCGAUGACUCUCGACACGGUGUCGCUGGCAUGCAAGGAGCUGGGCUGCGGAGACAGAGGAUCCCAGGAAACAGGCCUGCCCUAUGGUAGGAUGUCUGGCCCCGCGUGGCUGGAUAAGGUGCAGUGUGGGGAGAAAACCAGCUCCUUCUGGCAGUGUCCCUCGGCUCCCUGGGACCCACAGUCAUGCGAAGACCUGCGAGACGAGGUCCACAUCAUCUGCAACGGGCUCUGCCAGCUGUCUCAGUGCCAUGGGAGGUCUUUGCCUUCUCCAGACAGGGAGAAGAUUCGUGCAGUGGGAGGCGAGGACGGGUGCUCAGGCAGAGUGGAGGUCUGGCACCGUGGCUCUUGGGGGACAGUGUGCGAUGACUCCUGGGACAUGCGGGAUGCUGAAGUGGCGUGCAGGCAGCUGGGCUGUGGCCCCGCAGUGUCUGCCCUGCAUGAGGCUGCGUUUGGGAUGGGGAUGGGCCCCAUCUGGCUGGAGCAGGUGGAGUGCCAGGGGACAGAGCUGUCCUUACAGGACUGCUGGGCCCGGCCCGGGGACAGCGGUGUUUGCCGGCAUAAGGAAGAUGCUGCCGUGCGCUGCUCAGAUCCCACCCGAGGCCGUCUGACCAGCAGUGGGAGAGUCUCAGUGCCCGUCAUCAUCUGCAUCAUCCUGGGGGCCCUUCUCUGCCUGCUCCUGGCCCUCCUGGCUGGGCAAGUGCUAAGCGCCAGGGCUGGGCGCAGAGGCUCCUGGAGAGCUCAGGAACCAUUCCCCGAGGCCGUGUAUGAGGAGGCUGGUUACAGCCCAGCGUGGGAGAAGCAGGCGAGGUUUGGUCGCUCAGGCUCCUAUUCAGAGGAGUCCCUGACCCAGCUGCAGCCCUACCCUGGCGUGAGCGAGGAGGAGGAUGGUCUGGGAUCAGCACCAGGGGGCAGCCUGCACUCCCAGAGAAGUGCCGGGGUCCCUGGAGCUGAAGGAGUCACCUCGUCCCUGUCCCUGGGGAGUACGGGCUAUGAUGAUGCUGAAGAGGUGUCUCUGGCACAUCCCUGUGAGGACACAAAGGCUGUGACACCGGAGCUCAGUGCACAACAGUGCCUGAGCCCCAGCCCAGGAGAGCCCAACCCUGCUGUGCCGCUGGGUGCAGCCAGGAGGGAGGAGAGGUCUGUGCAGCUGGGAGAGCUGUGA
This is a messenger RNA of Gavia stellata (red-throated loon), 3306 nucleotides long. RefSeq names its product antigen WC1.1-like. Bases 1 to 3306 code for a protein of 1101 amino acids. Lineage: Eukaryota; Metazoa; Chordata; Aves; Gaviiformes; Gaviidae. The transcript has 14 exons. The record is from RefSeq and is a predicted model, not a curated record. Gene Ontology annotation, cellular component: membrane.